This is a messenger RNA of Rhopalosiphum maidis (corn leaf aphid), 4769 nucleotides long. RefSeq lists its product as uncharacterized. Lineage: Eukaryota; Metazoa; Arthropoda; Insecta; Hemiptera; Aphididae. Gene Ontology annotation, biological process: proteolysis. The record is from RefSeq and is a predicted model, not a curated record. Gene Ontology annotation, molecular function: protein binding; serine-type endopeptidase activity.
CUUAUUAUUAAACAUAUUUUCGCGUUCUGAGAUUUAUAAUUUCAUUAUAGUAAUUUUAAAGACCUAAAAAUAUGUGUUCAGCGUUGAUGUAACUUUAAAUUUGUAUUAACUAUUCUUUCUUCUUACGAAUUUAAAUAUUAAUUAAUUAUAUUCAGAUAUUAGCUCUGCAUUAACUAUGAAGAUGACGUUUUCCUGGGUGAUAUAUUCAUUUUUAAUUUUCGGAACUGGAAUUUUGUGUGACCAUAAACUUGAAAGACGACAAGCUGGACCAUCUUGCUCACUAACCACCAAGGAUACUUUUAGUUGUUCUGAUGGACAGUGUAUUGUAUGGUCGUCAGUUUGUGACGGACGAGAAGAUUGCUCAGAUGGUUCAGACGAAAACAUAGAACUGUGUAAUCGAUAUGAGUAUGGAAUGAACAAAACGAUAGAAUGCGGAAGAUUAAAUAUCAAUGGAAACCAGGAUAAUAACGCACUUAAUGGGAUAACACCUUGGAAUGUUGGUAUAUAUAGAGAAAAUUUUAAUAGUUCCAAUCAUGAUUUUAUAUGCGGAGGAACAAUUAUAGGUCCAAAAUUCAUCGUUACAGUUGCUAAAUGUCUUUAUGUAUCAAGUAAUCUCAAUGUUAAAAGAUUAGAAGUAUAUAACUCCUUUUACAAAGUUUCGAUUGGAAAAUACGUUAAAAAUCUCACACAAGCUGAUAAUAAAUUUAUUCAAAUAAUUGAUGUGAAAAUUAUUUAUUUAAACGACGAUUUUCAUAUAUUUGAUGAUUUAUUUUACAAUGAUAUUGCUGUUGUUGUGUUAUCGGACAGAAUUACUUUUAGUAAUUUUGUGACACCUGUUUGUAUCGAUUGGUAUGAUAAAUACAAUGUAUUGAAUGGAGCUCAAGGCAAGAUUGUUCCUUAUUGGACACAAAAGAAAAGCUCAAGAAUUUGCUUAUUAAAUUCAUCUUUAACAUUUAUCGACAAUGAUUCUUGUCGAAACACAUAUGGAUUAAAACAUAUGACUGAUGAUAAAUUUUGUGGCAGUUCUUCUAUGGAAAAAAGAAAAGAUUUGAUGUAUUUUGGCACAGGCAUCACAUUUUUACACUCUAAUAACUCUCAUUUUUUAACCGGAGUAGCAACAAACAAUAAUAAAGUCAAUAAUAAUACGAUCGUAUACUUGUACAGAUAUCCAUUGAAGGAAUUAUAUAUUCUUAUGAGAUCAGAUAACAUUUUAGCUCCUGGAACAUUAGUUAAUAAGUAUCGUACCGUUAUUGAGAACUGUGAUGUUGGAUAUUAUAAAGCUUACCCAAGAAGUUUUAGAGUUUGUCAGGGAAACGGUAAAUGGACCUUGACUUCCGAGAAAUUGUGUUUUAAAAGAUGUCCGCCUCUAUUAUCAGAGAGUUUAGAUAUUAAAUGUACUUUAAACGGUAACUAUGCUAAUUGUUCAAAUCCAUCGACACCCGAAACAAUAGCUGUACCAUCGUGUAAGCCAACCCAUACAUUACCAAAUGGAAAAGAAGAGACUCCAAUUGAAUUAAUUUGUCAGUCUAAUGGAAUGUGGAAUAAACAACUAUAUAAAUGCAAUUCAAAUUGUGGAAGAGUAUAUACUAAUGGCAAAAUUUCGAUGUCCAACGGCAAAACAGCUGUCGUUGGAACAGCACCUUGGAACGUUGGGAUAUAUCGAUUAAAUAAAGAUACUUCCAAAUAUGACUUGAUAUGCGGAGGAUCAAUAAUUGCUCCAAAUCUAGUAGUUUCUGCUGCUCAUUGUUUUUGGUACCAAGAGAUAUUAUCUAAUAAAAUAUCAAUAAACGACGAUUCAUAUAAAGUUGCUGUUGGAAAAUAUGAUAAAAAUUUCACAGUAGUUGACAAUGAAUUUACUCGAAUAAUGAAUAUUGAAAUUAUUUACUUAAAUGAACAUUUUUCUGGAGCUCGUGGCUAUUUUGCCAAUGAUAUAGCUGUUAUUGUGUUAUCGAAUAGAGUUGCUUUUAGUAAUGUUGUUGCACCUAUUUGUGUCGAUUGGACUGGUAAAUACAAUAUAUUGAAUGGAGUUGAAGGAAAGAUUGUUGGCUGGGGAAAUACAGAAAUGGGUACAGCAAGUUCAUUUUUAUUAGAAACUUAUUUACCAUACCUCGACCAGAAUUCUUGUCGAGAUACUUAUACGAAUGGAUUUGAUAUAUUUGUAACUCUUGAUAAGUUUUGUGCUGGAUCUACGUUGGUUUCAGGACAAUACUUGGAUGAAGGAGAUAGCGGUUCGGGUUUAUCAUUUUUACACUCAAAGUCUUAUUAUUUAACCGGUGUAUUGAGUCUUAUAGAAUCAUCCUCCAAUAACUCAAUUGCCCUUUUUACGGAUAUUAAACACCAUAUUCUAUGGAUUCGUCGACUGUAUAACAGACUUAUUUCUCCAGGUAUUAUCAGUGUUCAUUAUAUUUUGUUCGUUAAUUUACGUUCUGAAUUGACUAUGACGGUGAUACAUUUCUGGUUGAUAUAUUCAUGUCUAAUUUUAGGAACUGGAAUUUUGUGUGACCAUAAACUUGAAAGACGACAAGCUAGUACAAGAUGCUCAAAGACUUCCAAAAAUACUUUUAGUUGUUCUGAUGGACAGUGUAUUAUAUGGUCGUCAGUUUGUGACGGACGUAAAGAUUGCUCAGAUGGUUCAGAUGAAAACAAAGAAUUGUGUAAUCGAUACGAGUACGGAAAGAGUAAUAUAGAAUGCGGUAGAGUUUAUACCACUAGCAACUCAGUAUCGAGCACCAAUGAUAUGAAAACACUUUUUCGAAGAGCACCGUGGACUGUUGGAAUAUAUGUGAAAUAUAGAUGGACUUCCUAUUAUAUUUAUGUAUGUGCAGGAUCAAUAAUUGGUCCAAAACAAAUCGUAUCUGUUGGUUCAUGUCUUUGGGAAUCAUCCUAUUUGCCUUCCAAAAUAUCAAUAAAGGACAUGUUCAAAGUUGCUAUUGGAAAAAACUUGAAAAGUUUCCAUACAAAUUUCGAAACAGUUGACAAUGAAUUCACUCAAAUAAUGGAUGUUGAAACUGUUUACGCACAUGAAAAAUUACAUGAUGAAAAUAAACAACUUAUUUAUGAUAUAGCUGUUGUUGUGUUAUCAAAAAAAAUUACUUUUAGUGAUUAUGUGACACCUGUUUGUAUUGAUUGGAGUGGUAAAUACACUAUAAGGAAUGAAUCUAAAGGACAAAUUAUUACUUGGAAGUUUGGGGAAGAAUCAUCUUUAUCAGAAACAUCCUUAUCAUAUAUUGACAGUAAAUCUUGUGAAAAUAAAUAUGAACCAAAAAAAAUGGUUUAUCCUAUGGCUAAUGAUACGUUUUGUGGCAUGUCUGAAAUAGGACAAAUCGUUAAUUUAUAUUAUUUCGGCUCAGGAUUAACCUUUGCACACUCAAACAAUUCUCAUUUUUUAACUGGAGCAGGACUUUACAUUGAAGAAACAGAAAUUGAAAAUAGAACAGUCGUACAUUUUACAGAUAUUAUAUACCAUAUUAAUUGGAUUCGUAACAUAUAUAUUAAAUAUUUAGACCAUGAUAUACCUUUUUGCAUUUUACCAGCCGUUGAAGGAGUUAUAUAUUCUUAUGAAGGUUCAAAUGAAAUUUUAGCUCAUGGAACAUUAAUUAAUCAGCAUAAUACCGUAAUUGAGAAUUGUGGUGUUGGAUAUUAUAAAGCUUACCCCAGAGGUUUAAGAGUAUGUCAGGGAAAUGGAAAAUGGUCUUCGACUAUCGAGAAAUUGUGUAUUAAAAUGUGUCCGCCUCUUUUAUCCGAUAGUUUAGAUAUUAAAUGUACUCUUAAUGGUAAGUUUACAAAUUGUUCAAAUCCUUCGACUCCCGAAACAAUAGCCGUGCCAUCGUGUAAACCAACCCAUACAUUACCAAAUGGACAAGAAGAGACUCCAAUUGAAUUGAUUUGUCAGUCUGAUGGAAUGUGGGAUAAUCAGCUAUAUAAAUGCAAUCCACAUUGUGGCAGAGUAUAUACUAAUGGGAAGAUAUUGAUCGCCAAUGGUAAGAAAGCACAAUUUGGAACAGCACCUUGGAACGUUGGGAUAUAUCGAUUAAAUAAAGUGAAUUCAAAUUAUGAUUUGAUAUGUGGUGGAUCAAUAAUUUCUCCAAAUUUAGUCGUUACUGCGGCUCAUUGUUUUUGGUACAAAGGAAUAUUAUCAAAAAAAAUAUCAAUAAACGAUGAUUCAUAUAAAGUUGCCGUUGGAAAAUAUGAUAGAAAUUUCACAGUAGUUGACAAUGACUUUACACGAAUAAUGAAUGUGGACGUUAUUUAUUUACAUGAUCUUUUCACUGGAAAUCAAGAUUACUAUGCUUAUGAUAUAGCUGUAAUGGUGUUAUCGAACAUAGUUUCUUUUAGUAAUGUUGUUGCGCCUAUUUGCAUCGAUUGGACUGGUAAAUACAAUGUGUCAAACGGAGUUGAAGGAAAGAUUGUUGGUUGGGGAAAUACGGAAAAGGGUACAUUAAGUCCCGUUUUAUUAGAGACUUCUUUACCAUACCUUGACCAUGAUUCUUGUCGAGCUAUGUAUACCAAAGGAUUUCAUAUAUUUGUUACUCUCGAUAAGUUUUGUGCUGGAUCUGCGUCGGUUCCAGGACAAGACAUGGGCGAGGGAGAUAGCGGUUCAGGGUUAACAUUUUUGCAAUCAAAGUCUUAUUAUUUAACCGGUGUUUUGAGUCUUAAGCAACCAUCCUCAAAUAACUCAAUCGCACUUUUUACAGAUUUUAAGCACCAUAUUCAGUGGAUUCGUCGUCUGUAUCAAAAACAUAGCUAAGUCCAAUUAGACUAUGGUAAUA